Strigops habroptila (Kakapo) is the source of this 2633-nucleotide messenger RNA. It is a transcript of the gene KDELR2, whose product is annotated as KDEL endoplasmic reticulum protein retention receptor 2. The coding region runs from base 861 to 1430 and encodes 189 amino acids. Gene Ontology annotation, cellular component: endoplasmic reticulum; cis-Golgi network; membrane. Gene Ontology annotation, biological process: protein retention in ER lumen; endoplasmic reticulum to Golgi vesicle-mediated transport. The record is from RefSeq and is a predicted model, not a curated record. The transcript is spliced from 5 exons. Gene Ontology annotation, molecular function: ER lumen protein retrieval receptor activity. NCBI's taxonomy places the organism in Eukaryota, Metazoa, Chordata, Aves, Psittaciformes, Psittacidae.
UGGUGCAGCGUUGGGAGUAGCUGACUUGCAGUUUGCAGAUCCUGAAGUUUCCCUCGUCGUCUCCCCUUCCCUCCGUGCACUGGUUUGCAUUCGCUGCUGACUAACGCGCCCUCUUCUUCCCUUUUGUUUUCCGCUCUCGCUGCGGGGAGAGUUAAACUGGCAUUCAUGCCGUUCUUUAAAGCUUCUGGGGUGUUUUCUGGCUCGCAUCACUGGCUGCAGCGGGAAGCUGUAGGAGAGAGGCUCCACGCUGGAGCGAGCAGGCUCCCAGUCGAGAUCCCGGCCUGGUCUGACGUGGCAGCAGCGGCAGAGGUGUGGCGGGGAGGGAGCUGGUCCCGGCCGCCGUCCGGGCCGGUUGCCGGGGGGGAGCUCCCCUCCCGCGGCUCCUCCGCCAGCCCGCCCGGGUGAGGAAGGCUUGUUCUUCCUCCCGGGUUCUGUACCUGCUUGCUCCAGGUCCGUGUGAUGUGGUUUUCGUUUCUAGUGUACGUACGGUGUGGUGGUUGGAGGGAAUUGCAAGCAGUUCGGAGUGCAGCAUAGCUGGUUUCUGUCAGAAAACUAGGAGUUGUUGUAAUUCAAAAUGGGUAUUUCGGUGCUUGUGUGUUACGUGGAGCAGGCCACGGACCCUGGAAAUGCCCAUUUUUGCGGUGGACUGGGGUGUGACUGUGAGCUUGGCUUUGAAGAAAUGAGCUUCUCCUUCAUUAGUAAGAGUGAUUAUACUUGAAAUCUGUUUGCCAUGCGUUGACAUGCAAUACUGUUCAAAUACUGAGUUAACGCUGUUGAACAGAUGUAUCUGUAAAGUCUUCACAGUUAAGAGCGUGAAGAAUUAGUAUAAGCUGCAACCUGAGAGAACUGAAAAUGGGGAAAUGAAAGAGAUUUGCACUACAGGUAUUUCUGGGAAAAGCCAGCUUCUGUUUGCACUGGUCUUCACUACCCGUUAUCUGGACCUCUUCACUUCAUUCAUUUCAUUGUAUAACACAUCUAUGAAGCUUAUCUACAUUGCUUGCUCAUAUGCCACUGUGUAUCUGAUCUACAUGAAAUUUAAGGCUACCUAUGAUGGAAAUCAUGACACAUUCAGAGUGGAGUUUCUGAUAGUUCCUGUUGGUGGACUCUCAUUUCUUGUCAAUCAUGACUUCUCUCCUCUGGAGAUACUGUGGACCUUCUCCAUCUAUCUUGAAUCGGUUGCUAUUCUCCCUCAACUUUUUAUGAUCAGCAAAACUGGGGAAGCAGAGACCAUCACUACUCACUAUCUUUUCUUCUUGGGUCUGUACCGUGCCUUGUACUUAGUCAACUGGAUUUGGCGCUACUAUUUUGAGGGAUUUUUUGACCUCAUAGCUGUUGUUGCUGGUGUGGUCCAGACCGUUCUUUACUGUGACUUCUUCUAUUUGUAUGUUACAAAAGUACUCAAGGGAAAGAAGCUCAGUUUGCCAGCGUAAGUGCCAAAAAAACCAUCACCAGCAUCUGUCCUUUUGGAUGCUUGGACAGAACAAUCCUUAUCACAAGCAAAGGCGAAGAUGCUUGAGACAGAAAGUCAGAAACACAGCUCUUUCUAGUGCAGGUAGUCAUCAGCGGCUCUGUAAGAACGGAGGAAAAACAACCAGCAGAUUUCUGUUUGAUGCAUCUUGCCUUUAUCUUUUUUAUUACUAUGUAUAAAGAUUUUUUACAUAAAGAAACUUAUACUGUAUUAAUAAAUUCAGUGUAUGGUUUCAAUUGGAAUAGUUCCAAAAGUGAGAUUUUUGUGAGAUUGUUUAUGACCAGGAACAAGUGCAAACUUUUUUUUUUUUUUUAUUAUUAAUUUUCAAGAAUUCCUUUGAAAUGACUGGGAGUUUAUUCUUUUUUUUUUUUUUGUCUCCAGUGCACAGAUAUGUGCAUCCUUGAUGGAUGGUAGUCAUCUGUUCUUUCCCUUGGAUUCAAUUCUCAUUCCACUAUAUUUAUUUUUUUCCAAAAGGUGAAUAUAUGUCAACUCUAAAUCUGAAACCACCGAUGUUGAUGUGAUGUGCUGGUGCCCAGUCUUUGUGCCAUCUGCUGACAUGGGGUUCCUUAUUUAAAAUAAAUGUUGGUGCCAGAAGGGGAGCAGUCCCAUUUUCUAGUUGUUCCCCUCCUGAAACAGGCUGAUGGCAAGAGGGCAGUAAGGAAAUCUCUGGAGGCCACAAGGAUGGGCCCGUUCCUGAUUUGCCAUGAUCUUUGGGAAGGCAAUCCCAAUAAUGAAUGCACUUGGCAGCACAGGUCAUGAAGGGUAAGAGAUGCAGUUGUGUUGCUCAGUGGCAAAUGUCUGUGACUGUGCUCUUUGUUCAGGAACAGAAGGUUAAAUAUCUGAGACGUGCAGCCCGGCUACACCAUUACAGCUAUAGAAACGGGAGACGUGUAAGUUGCUGAUUACAGUAAUCUGUAGGUGAUCAUUUUAAACAGUAUCUACAUUUUCUUUUUAAUGAAUGCUUUAUAAGCAACUUCCAUGUUCAGCUUCAUGUGGUUUUUGAUGUCACUUUUGGACAAUUAAUAAUUUUUUUUAUAAACUUCUCAAAAUCAGCAGCACCAGUUUCCAUUCUUUAUCCUUUAAAUGAUUCCCUUUUUUUACUGAGCUGUUGCAUGAUUUAUCCUGUGUUACCAUCCUCAAUAAACACUUUAUGAAAUGGUGAAAA